GUUUGUUUAUUGUUUUUCCAGAAAUUUUAAGGCAAAUGGAAGAAGUGAAGCCGGAACAGCCCGAGUUGGUCCAGAUCGAUUUAAAUAAACUGUGCAGGGCUUGUUUGAAUGAAUCUAGUGAAAUGAGGUCGAUUUUCCUGCCAGAUAGUUCUACAGGCGAGAGUCUGGUUAUUGCUGAUAUGCUUAUGGAUUUCGCAAAUAUCCAGGUUGAUAGUGAAGAUGGCCUUCCCAUUCUUGUAUGUCUUCCGUGUGCAGUCCAAAUUGGCCGAGCGUAUGCAUUUAAACAACUUUGCGAACAAUCCGAUUCGAGCCUUAGACAGUAUUUGGGCAAACCUCUUUUAAAAAAACAUGAAAUAAAAGACAAUGAAGAAAUUGCCACCCCUCCAGCUUAUUCCGUUUCAAUUUUCGAUGAUUUAGUCAUGGAUUCUACUUCCUCUGAAAGUGAUAUUGAUGACCAGUUUAAGGAUUUAUUGCCGGAAAUGCCUAGUGAUCCUACUAGUGAAAAAAUAAUUGCCCAACAACAGCUUUUAAAACUAGCAAGAAACCAAAAAAGCCGCAGCAGGAAGAGAAGAGUUAAAAAAAGUUCUAUUGCAACACCACAGGGACCGCUGGUGAAAAAACGCCCCAUUAGCACUUGCAACGUGUGUAAAAAGAAGUUUUUAAAUUUUAAAGCUUUUAGAAAACACUUGAGGACCCAUAUUGAAGAUCGUCCAUUUAAGUGUAAACAGUGCAGCAGGAGUUUUACAGAAGAAAAUUAUUUGAAUAAUCACAUGAGAAGUCAUUUGCCUGAAGAAGAGAAACCACAUGAAUGUAAUAUUUGUAAAAAACGGUUUAUACAUCCUACAAUGUUACAGAAACAUCUACUGAGACACACCAACGAACGCCCGUUUGUCUGUAAAAUCUGCAACAAAGGUUGUUUCGCAGAAAACAGCCUCCUAAAACACAUGAAAAUCCACGAGAAAAAAGAAGGAGAUCCGGGCCUACUAAAGCACAUUUGUGACUAUUGCCGCACUGAAUUUCCUGGCGCUGAAGCCCUAUCGAAUCACAUUAAACAACAUACAGGAGCAAAACCGUUCGUAUGCAACAUUUGUGGCAAAUGCUUUCCGCAAAGAUUCAAUUUGGAUUUGCAUUUACGCACACAUACAGGCGAACGUCCUUUUAAAUGUGAAAUGUGUAAAAAAGGUUAUGUGUCUAAGGCUAGCUUGAAAAUUCACAUGAGAACUCACACUAAUGAGAGACCAUUUGCUUGUGAAUUUUGUGGUAAGGCUUUUAGACAAUCCGGAGAUCUUACUAGCCAUAAGCGACUGCAUGGAACUGAUAAACCUAUUGAGUGUAGUGUUUGUCAAAAAAGAUUUACUACAGUAAUGAAAUUAAAAUACCAUAUGCGAAAUCACACAGGAGAACGUCCAUAUGUCUGUACAGUAUGCAAUAGAGGCUUCACCGUAAACACUAUAUUACUAAGACACAUGCGAGUACAUUCAGGUGAACGUCCUUAUGUAUGCGUCACUUGUGGAAAAGCGUUUUCCCAAACCAGUACUUUAAACAAUCACAUGAAAGUGCAUGCAAACACUCUUAAAGCAGCACAGGAAAAGUAUUCGCAAAAUUGUCAACAGCUUCAGCAGCAGCAACAACAAAUUAUUAUUGAGCAAAGUAAUCGAUUGAUGGAAGAUUCUCGAAUGUUACAACCACAACCAGAACAGAUGCGUAUGAUUCAACCAGAUACCACUCACGAUACUUCAAGACUUAUAGCUGAUACUGCUCAUCUUUUAGCCGAUAACCGAAUUAUACAGGACGAUUCUAGAAGUGUUCUGGAUCCAAGAUUGGUGGUCAAUGUUGUGGAACCAACCAGAUUGUUGGUAAAUGACAGCCGAUUAGUAACCAUUGAUAAUAGGAUGUUGCAUAAUGUAGAUAAUAGGAAUUUGGAAGGGGCUCGAAUUUUGUCUGAUAAGUAUUUGGCUUACGGAUCAUUUCAUAGGGGGCAAUUGUGAAUAUGUUAACACUGGGGUUUAGGUACAUACAGUAUUAUUUAAUUUUUAUUCAAACACCUGACAUGUUGCUGAUUUUUUGAUGUGUUUGACUGUGUAGAUCAUGGGAAGCUUUUAUGGAAACUGCAAUCCUACGGAUUUAGAGGUAAUGCUAAUAACUGGUUCAAGAAUUAUUUGGCAGGCAGGACACAGAAAGUCUCUUUUGGUGAUGCAGGGUUCUGUUUUGGGUCCAGCUUUACUUUUGUUAUAUGGCCUCGACAUCUCUGGAGUAAGGGCAGAUAUUAUAUUAAUUUGCGGUUGGCCGAAGGUUGAUUUCAACCUAAGGUUAACCCGCACCUUGCACCGCGGUUAACCUUUGGUUGAAAUCUCUGAACUAGGAUGGAUCUUGGAUCUAGGUAUGAAUGAUGCAUGAAGUCUGUCUUGUUUUGUAACUUGAGUUAUUCUGACCAUUGACUAUGCUGUGUCAAUACUUCUUAUAUGUACACCAAAAACGCCGUUUCUAAAAUGAAGAUAGAGGGGAGGGUUAGUAUGUAUAUUAUUCGAACUAAAUAAUAGACGGCAGGAAUCACGAUAGCCCACCCCUGCGAUGAAACGAAUUGCUCUGUUUUGCAGAAUUAAUACAUAUCAACUAAAGGAAGACAUGAACACUGUAGAAAAAUGGACAACCACAUGGCAGCUAAAACUAAAUGAAAAAAAGUGUACAGUUUUACACAUAGGACGAAAUAACCCUACCAAAUAAAUAGCGUCGAAUUCAGAAAAGUAUCAGAACAGAAAGACCUAGGAGUCUAUGUCACCGAUGAUCUGAAAUGGGAAACCCAUAUAUCCCACACAGUAAAGAAGGCCAAUCAACUAAUAUACCUUAUGAAAUGAGCUUUUGAUAAAAAAACGAUACACCACUUGCAUUAGACCAAAACUAGAAUAUAGCCACACAGUUUGGUCUCCUUACUACAUCAAAGACAUAGAUCGCUUAGAAAGUGUGCAGAGAAAAAUAACCAAAAUUCCAAUUGAACUUAGAAAUCUGCCAUACGGACUAAGACGACAAAAAUUCCAGUUGACAACACUCAGAGAAAGAGGAGACCUAAUUGAAACGCAUAAAAUCCUAAAUGGCUACUAUUCUACAGACCUAAAACUGGAAGAUAUGUUCCAAAUGAAUCCAAACUUAAACCUCAGAGGACACCACCAAAAACUUAAAAAAGAGAGAACUGUUCUUCUUGGAAGGAAAAACUUUUUAACCAAUCAUGUAGUCUAUAAAUGGAACUCCCUAAGCCCAGAAACGAUAAGUGCACCAAACAAAAACAUUUUCAAAAAUAGACUAGACCAAAAUCUUUGUACCAUAAGCAACACCUUGGUGCAUUAUUUUUAAAGAAGUGUCAAAAAUAAAAAACUAAAAGUGGAAAAUCAAAAGCGAUGGACUCAUCGGUCUGCUUUCCAUUGCCAAGAACAUAUUAAUAAUAAUAAUAUUGAAACAAGGUUUGAUUGUAAUGUAGUUACCCCAGAAAGCAUGAAAGCAAAAUAUAUAUUCGCUAGCUGUUUGGAGACAACGAAGCAUCCCUUGGCAAAUCUACCGCAAAGAGUAGAGGAAAAACAAUGCUUUAUCAAUAUGUAACUCUAAGAAUUCAGGGCACUCGUACUAGGAAAUCACGUCCCCUUAUCUCAGCAGCACUAUGUUAAAAGAAAGCAAAUUAGAGUUAAACCACUGUCUUACCCUCUUAACUUCAUCCUCAAUAAUUUCAUUCAUCCAACAUGAAACCCCAGCAUGCCAUAGUAUAGUGGUGCCAUGAGCAAAUAAAAUGAAUCUCCCCUUAUUGUCCACAACAAAAUGAGGAAUGGGCCCAAGACAGAGCUUUGGGACACGCUACUUGUUAUUUUCUCGCCAUGCAGUUUCCUGUGACUCACACAGUCGAAAGCUUUUGAUAAGCCACAGGUCUUCACUAUUUGUACCAGAAUUGUUCUGAAACCCAUACUGGUCCAGUGACUGUUCAAAAAUGAUAGCAUUUGUCGUCUUUUUAUUUAUAUAUUUUAUUUAUUAAUUGAAUUUUUUACAUAUUAUUUUAACCUAGUAAGUAGGAAGUUAGUUCAUAAGGCUGCUUUGUCAAAAACCAUUUAUAUAGUUGAUGAUAAUAAAGCAUAAUUUGAUUUGAUUUGACUUUGGACAAUGGGAGUGAAAGGCUGAUUGGCCAUGAAUAGUAUCCGCACUCUGGAAAGUACUGUUUUUUGUUUUUUUUUGAAUGAGCAAACCUGAUUCCAGGGAAAGACGCCGUUGAGUCCAGGAAGACUGCGAGUCUGGAAAAAAAUGUUAAUGGGCAUGUUACAUACACUAUUUUUCAGGCAACCAGAUGAAAUAAAAAUAAAUACACGCAUAUUUAAUCAAAACUGAAUCCGUCGCACAUCAUAAUGUGUCCAUCAGCAAGUUUAAUAUAAACUCAGUUCGUGUCAUUGAUGACGUGCAAUGGAUAGUUAAGGAUGAUUUGUAUUUUGAUUUUCAUAACAUAUCUGAUUUUUUGCCAACUAUUGAAGGAAUUUGGACUGGUUUAAGUACUUUCUGGCUGAGCCUAAGUCUGAAAAAGAAUUGUUGUUGUUGUCUGUUAUAAAUGGCGUCCAAAUGCCACUCAAGGCUAGUCGUCCAUUGAAACCGUAUUCGUCCGAGUAAUAAGACGGCCGACUUAACGGCCGAUUUGGCCGUCAGAUCUCUGCUCGUCCACUGCAGCCAAAUUACAUCAGAGACAAAAAUAACAAAUUAUUAUUAUAAUAAUUAUUAUUAUUAUAAUAUUAUUAUUAUUAUGUAUUAGAAUUCCAAUAGCAGGCGGUCGAAACCGAUGAAGCCAUUGUUACUUUAACAAAAUUUCAAAAGGAUAUGUGAGAUUUAGUUUGUGCACACCAUAAUAAAUUAUUCUGAGUAUUCUUUCAAUUCUCUGUCAACACGAUUUUUAAAAAUAUUAGUAUUUGAUGCUGAGACUGUAUUUUGGCAAAGCAAAUUCCAAGGAUACUACACGGUUUACUAUAAAGUUUUUCUUAGAUAGUUUUGAUGACCUUUCAUUUUCAAGCUUCUUCGAAUGGCCACGAAGAUGAGGAUUUGACAUGGAUGGAGAAUAUUUAUCAGAUUACACUGAUAGUAAUCACUGGUUAUUUUGUAGGUUUAAAUUGUCUCGCCUUUGUGCCAGAGCUGGGCAGGGCUUGAGUGCUUUGUGCUUGUGAAAGUGCUUGAAGCAAUUUGAGGACUUGAAAGCCCUGUGCUUCAAGCCCUUUUAUAGAUUUGUAAUUGGGGCUUGCAAAGUCAAUUACUUUAGAAAAGUGCUUGGUAAUUUGUAAUUGAAAAAAGUAAUCCAAGCCCUUUUAAUGAGC
Messenger RNA from Ceutorhynchus assimilis (cabbage seed weevil), 5327 nucleotides. Lineage: Eukaryota; Metazoa; Arthropoda; Insecta; Coleoptera; Curculionidae. The record is from the annotation of a GenBank genome assembly.